Messenger RNA from Lampris incognitus (smalleye Pacific opah), 4303 nucleotides. It is a transcript of the gene tbc1d23, whose product is annotated as TBC1 domain family, member 23. The record is from RefSeq and is a predicted model, not a curated record. Gene Ontology annotation, biological process: embryonic brain development; retrograde transport, endosome to Golgi. The coding region runs from base 7 to 2097 and encodes 696 amino acids. The transcript has 19 exons. Gene Ontology annotation, cellular component: trans-Golgi network. Lineage: Eukaryota; Metazoa; Chordata; Actinopteri; Lampriformes; Lampridae.
ACAACAAUGGCGGACGCCGCGGAGGAAGUUCUUAUGGGCGGCUGGGAUCAGGAACUAGCUGAGGCUUUGGACUCAGGCGGCUCUGACAUGGAGACAGACAAGGGCAUCAUCCAGGUUCAGGAGCUCCCAGUCCAACAGAGAGCCAAGAUGUGGAAGAUUGCUCUAAAUGUUGCUGGGAAGGGAGACAGCCUGUCUCCUUGGGAUGGGGUCCUGGACUUGCCAGAACAGACUCUAAUACACAACCGCAGCCAACAGCUGAUUGACCUGAUUGGAGUAUCGCAGGAAGAGAGGAGUGAGUUGAUCUCAGAUGUGGAGUCAGUCAUCACAUUCUACUGCAAGUCACGUAACAUUACCUUCACCCCGGAGCUGAGCUGGCCACACCUGCUCAAACCACUGCUGGGGCUUCAGCUGCCCCGGAGUGACCUCUACAAUUGCUUCUACGCCAUCAUGAACAAAUACAUCCCCAGGGACUGUGUGCCAAAUGGCCGGCCAUUCCACCUGUACAGGCUGCUGUUACAGUACCACGAGCCAGAGCUCUGCUCCUUCCUGGACACCAAAAAGAUUACACCUGACUCCUAUGCCAUCAACUGGCUGGGCAGUCUGUUUGCUAGUCAUUGCCUUCCUGAAGUCACCCAGGCCUUGUGGGACAACUACCUCCAACAGGCUGAUCCCUUCCUCAUCUUUUUCCUUUUGCUUAUCAUCCUUGUCAAUGCCAAAGAUACGAUCCUGGCACAAGAAGGAACCAGCAAAGGAGACAUCAUAAAAAUGCUUGAAGGGUCACCAGCUCUCCUGGAAGGUGAGGACAUUGAAGACUUGUUCUCUCUGGCCCAGUAUUACUACAGCAAGACACCUUUGUCACUUAGAAAGGAGAACCAGAAUCUGUUUGGCAGCAGUCUGGUGGCUCUAAAAGAGGAGGAUAUGGACCUGAGCCAGGCACUAUGUCUCCCUGUGUCUGUCCCUGAGAUUCUGCAGGCUAACCAGCAGCAGCAAGAUGGGGUACGCUUCUUUGUGGUGGACUGUCGACCUGCAGAGCAGUAUAAUGCAGGACAUCUGUCCACGGCUUUCCACCUGGACUCUGACCUGAUGCUGCAGAACCCCUCAGAGUUUUCCCUAUCUGUGAAAUCUCUGUUGGAGGCACAGAAGCAGUCUCUGGAGUCCGGAUCCAUUGCCAGCGGGGAACACCUGUGCUUCAUGGGCAGUGGGAGAGAGGAGGAGGACAUGUACAUGAACAUGGUGCUGGCACAUUUCUUACAGAAAAACAAAGAAUAUGUCAGCAUCGCAAAAGGUGGUUUCAUGGCUCUCCAGCAGCACCUGGUAGACAUGAAUGUUGAGGGCCUCGACUCGUCUUACGUCCACUGGAUUGUCAGCACCUCAGGAUCCCACAGCAGCCUCAGCUCUGCAGACGGAGAUUCCUUGAGCAGCCCUGGAGAUAGUAAAGGGGUCAAGUCUUUGGUCAACAAAAUGACAUUUGCGCUCAAGACCAAGUCGGUGAAUGUAAAGGAGAAGAUGAUCAGCUUCAUUGAGAAUACCUCCACUCCUGUAGACAGAUUAUCUUUCACUCUGCCCUGGCCAGAGAAGGUGAUUCCCGAUCGGCAUGUGAGCAGCAGUGACCGUGUUGGCAAACCCUACAGGGGGGUAAAGCCUGUAUUCAGCAUUGGUGAUGAAGAAGAAUAUGACACAGAUGAGAUUGACAGCUCAUCCAUGUCAGAUGAUGACAGGAAGGAAAUCGUGAACAUUCAGACCUGGAUAAACAAACCUGAUGUGAAGCAUCACAUCCCUUGUAAUGAGGUGAAAGAGACUGGUCAUAUGUUCCCAAGUCACAUGUUAAUCACAGCCACUCACAUGUACUGCCUUCGGGAGAUUGCCUCACGGAAGGGCUUUGCCUACAUUCAAUCCAGGCAGGCACUCAACUCGGUGGUGAAGAUCACCUCAAAAAAGAAGCACCCCGAACUCAUUACAUUCAAGUUUGGCAACAACAAUACCACUGGAGUGGAGAUAUCAGCAGUUGAGAGAUAUUUGAUACCCAAUGCAGGAGAUGCUACCAAAGUCAUCAAGCAACAGAUCAUGAAAGUUCUGGAUGCUCUUGAGAGUUCCUAAAGAAAGGAAGAAGCAUCACGGCCAGCUGUGGCAGAAAAACCUGUCCGCCAAGAGGGAAAUGUUCUUCCUCUUCUCUCCCUUGGUCUGCCCUGUGUGAUUCUGUGUGGAAUACGGGGGCUUAUCCACUGACUGACUAAGGAUCCUAUGGGACAGGCUGUGUGUGAUGAAAUAUAGAGGUGCUCCACCACCCAACCAUUUUCCUCAAACUCAUUAGAACACUAAAGGUUAUGUUUUGGAUGUUUUUGUUUGUUUAAUUUGGGACAAAGUUAAACUAAAACCUGGAAUCUUACCGCAGUGCAGCUCCACUCUGGCAGUUUCCCUCUAGCCUUAAAGUAGCCUGUUGAUCCACCAGUGGCAAACCUGUUUAAGGAUUGUCUACAUGAUGAGAGGUUAAUGAGAACUGUGGCAGCCAUUCAGUGGUCGAGAGCGCGCUGUUUUCGCCUUUCGACUUGUGCAUCCCACUCCAUUACAUAUAUCUACACAUCUGAUGGUAGAUAUAAGGCAGUGCUAAGACCAGACCCACUUGUACUGAGGAGAUUAGUAUUGCUGUUCAGAUCAUUUUGUGAAUUUACUUUGCUUUAAGUGUCUGCAGUCUGGGUGUUAAGUUGAAUGCCUAUUUCAAGGUAAUUAUUUUGGUCUGGAACUGAGUGAUGAGCUCCAAACUCAAACACACAAUGCACAUCCCAAAAAGCUGUUGUGGCAUUUGAGGCAAGUUUCCUACCACAACAGCUGUUUUUGAUACUUUUCUUUUUCAGCAGACGGCCUUAAGUAGAUUUUAUUUGAGGAUGUUUAUAAAUAUGUAUUGUAUAUAUUAUGGAAACUGCUCUAUAUCGGCACAAGCCUUUGCAAAGUAAUUUUGAAAGUGUAUCAAGGUAGAUUGAAUAUGUGGUUGAUAUUUAACUGGCUUUUGAACCAGCUCACAUGGUUUGAACGUCUCCUGCUCCUAGACUAAGCAGUAAACCUUUUCAUAUUGUUUCUGGGAAAUAAUUUACUCUCUGCUUUGACAUGUAUCUGGUUAACCACUCAUCAUGUCACAGUCUUAUGUAGCUCAGAGAGGAAUGUUCUUAGCCCCUUCUGGACAACAAUGUUAUGACCAGAUGAGGUCGUCUAGUUAUGUGGAGGAAUUUUUAUCCCAUUCAUGUCCAAAGGGAUUUUCCCUCAAUCAUCUUAAUAGAAUAAAAACAAGAGAAAUUAACCACUGGGUUUUUUUGUUUUUUUUUUAAGUAUGGAGUCCCCUCUUAAGUAAUUUGAGCAACUCCGUGCUAAAAAAAAUUUCAGUGUUUAGAAAGAAGAAAUUAUAUGCAUGGGUUGUAUUAUUUGCUGUUAUGCACAACCCAUGGCUUCAAAAUGGAGAAAAAAAGGGUUAUUUUGUUUAAGGGGCUAUUAUCCUAAAAGCAACUGUUUGGAAAUACCUCUAUGGCCCCUCUUGUCCAGUACUGGUCAAAACAAAACUUCUUUCCACACGUAGCCACCAGUCAGCUAGACAUCGUUGCUUCUAGCUUCAUGCCUCUAACUUGUGGUACUGGAAUAAACUGUUUUUAGAUUUACCAUAGUAUGUAGCUGUUUUCCCCAUCUGUCAUUCUUCCACUAAUGCUUAUUGAUUCAUGGCUAUUUAAUUCUCCACAGCACGAUUAAUUUUGCCAUUAUUCAAUAACCUACUUUAAAGAACAAGUGUAGUUCUUAUGCACAUUAGUCAGUUGCAUCCAAGUUCAGUUGCCUAGGCCACUUGGGUGAUGUCGUUUACAGGGAGAAGAGAAAAAGGAUAUGUCACCUUUCUAUCUUGAGGUGAACGUUGUGUCCAGAGGGCUUAUGUCUUUCAUUCCUGGAGAUGGCAUGAGAGGAGAUCACCUUCUGGUUGAGGCACAUUUGCAGUGUGGGAAACAUUAAAACUUGAGUCAACCUAAUGAUUGAGCUCGUCAUUUUUCACUACUCUUUCAAAGCAUUCCAGUUUUCAUUCAUGCUUUGUGCUGUAAUUUGUAAUUUUGUGAUUUGUUCAGUAUUCUGUUCACUGAGAUAUCUCAUUGACUGGCCGGCGAGAUGAGUCCAGACUGUCGAUAAAUUGCUCUAACGUUGUUGGCAGGGGACGCCACGGAUGUCGCUACUAGUCAAAAUGCUUAACUCUAAAGACUGCGAACGAUCCUGUAUGUUUUGCACCUUAUUGUAUUGUUAAUUUCUAACGGCGUUUGUUUUUAAUAAAUUGAGAUUA